Messenger RNA from Aspergillus japonicus CBS 114.51, 1792 nucleotides. RefSeq names its product FAD/NAD(P)-binding domain-containing protein. The transcript has 2 exons. Gene Ontology annotation, molecular function: flavin adenine dinucleotide binding; oxidoreductase activity, acting on CH-OH group of donors. Bases 128 to 1792 code for a protein of 554 amino acids. The record is from RefSeq and is a predicted model, not a curated record. Lineage: Eukaryota; Fungi; Ascomycota; Eurotiomycetes; Eurotiales; Aspergillaceae.
CAACAAUGACCGCAUCAACCCGGUAGGGGGAAAUGAAUUUUCUUCUAGAAAAAAAAGUAUAUAAACCCCGGGAUCUGUCAGAGAUGCAUUUCCACCAGUCACCGGUCAUCGAUCAAGAUCCUCCGCCAUGCACGCCCUCUGGACUGCGACCACCCUGCUCGCGUCAGCCGGAGCCCUGCUGGGCGCCCAGGCGCGUCCGACUGACGGCAAGAACCACACCGUCCAGUCGGGAUACGAUUACAUUGUUGUUGGAGGCGGUCCGUCCGGCAUCAUCACUGCGGAGCGUCUGGCCGAAGCCAACAAGAGUGUGCUGCUGUUGGAGCGCAGCACGGCCGGCCCGACGGUCGGAACCGGCUCCAACUACACCCUGUCGUGGAACGAUACCCUAACCGCCAUCGACGUGCCGGGUCUGUCCUUUGAUGUCGGCAACUUCCCGCAGUGGUCCGAGUACAUCUGUACCGACACCGAUGGCACGGCGGCCUGUAUCCUGGGCGGCGGAGUGACGGUGAACUACAUGGUCUUCGUGCACCCCCCGGACCACGACUUCAACGACAAAUGGCCGGUUGGCUGGAAGUGGGCGAACGUGACUGCCGGUGCCGAUCGCCUGUAUGCGCGCAACCCGGGCAGCAGCGUGCCCUCGGCCGAUGGCAAGCUGUACGACCAGACCCUCUUCACCACCCUGUCGACCUUCUUCAACAACCUCAACUGGACCGCCACCGACAUGAGCGCCCAGCGCAACGAGAAGUUCCAGACCUACAGCCACCCCGUGUGGAACAUCAAGGACUACAAGCGUGCCGGCCCCGUGCGCACCUACCUCCCGCUCGCGCUGCAGUACCCCAACUUCUCCCUCCGCAUGGGCGCCCUUGCCACCCGGGUCAUCCGUAACGGCAGUCUGGUCACCGGCGUCGAGAUCGUGAACGUGGCCACCAACACGACCGAAGCCAUCCCGCUUGCCCCCGGCGGCCGCGUGGUCCUCUCCUCCGGCGCGCUGCACUCGCCGCGCAUCCUGUUCAACUCCGGCAUCGGCCCGCGGGCGCAGAUCGAAACCGCCCAGAAGAGCGGGAUCAGCGUGCCGCCCACCAAGGAGUGGAUCCACCUGCCCGUCGGCGAGAGCCUGAUGGACCACCCGAUCUUCUCGAUCGUGAUCCAGACGGACAAGGACUUCAACGAGCUCGACGCGGCCGCGAUCCUCAACGGCACCGCGACCAGCGAGAUCACCGCGUACGAGGAGGAGAACGACGGGGUGCUCACGCAGGGCAAGCACCGGCUGAUCUUCUUCAGCUCCAACGUCGCCAGCGACGGCCACACGCGGUACUACCAGGGCUCGUGCACGCCGACGGCGGAGGGCGAGGUGACCAUCACGACCUACAUGACGCACGGGCUGACCUCGAAGGGCGUCCUGGGGCUGGAUGCGGACCAGCGCACCGUCAUCGAGAAGUCGCCCUACCUGCAGACGGCCGGCGACCGCGAGGCGGCCACCCUGUUCAUCCAGUCCAUGGUCGAUGCGAUCAACGCCCCCGGCUCGGGCUUCCAGUUGGUCGAGUACACCAACACCUCCGCCAUCCUCGGCUCGCUCACCGCCGGUAUCCACUACGCCGGCACCACCAAGAUGGGCACCGAUGACGGCCGCUUCAACGGUACGGCGGUCGUGGAUACCAACACCAAGGUGUACGGUACGGACAACCUGUACAUCGUGGACGGUGGCAUCCACCCCGAUCUUGCUUCUGGCAACAACCAGGCGACCAUCAUGGUUGUCGCGGAGAACGCCGUGGAGCGUAUUUUGGCGCAUUAG